GAUGAGUAUGACAAACCAUCUAUGAAAACCACGGUUCCUGGACCCAGAUCUAAGGAAUUACUCGGCAAAUUUGAAAACAUUACCAAGAAUGUUGAACAUGUAUUAUUUUUUGGUAAUUAUAAGAAAAGUAAAGGGAAUUACUUAGUUGAUGCUGAUGGUAAUCGAAUGUUGGAUGUGUUUACACAAGUAGCAUCUGUACCAAUAGGUUAUAAUCAUCCAGCUCUAGUUGAAGCUAUCCAGGAUCCGGGUAACCUGAGUGUUUUUGUCAACAGACCAGCUUUAGGAGUACACCCUAAUGAGGAUUUCCCUGAACGACUUCAAAAUGCUUUGAUUUCAGUUGCUCCACCCGGAUUGGAAAGGGUACAGACAAUGGCAUGUGGUGCUUGUUCUGUGGAAAAUGCCAUGAAACAUGCAUUUAUAUGGAAAAGAAAGCAAGAUCGUAAUGGAUUACAACCGACUGCUGAAGACUUGGAUUCAUGUCUUCGUAAUGAGAGUCCUGGAAGUCCACCAUAUACUAUAUUGUCAUUUGUUGGUGCAUUUCAUGGUAGAAGUUGUGGUGCCCUUUCUUGCUCACAUUCUAAGGCUGUUCAUAAAGUAGAUAUCGCUGCAUUUGAUUGGCCAAUUGCUCCAUUCCCACAAUUGAAAUAUCCACUUGAGCGCUAUGAACAAGAGAAUAGGGCCAAUGAACUGAGAUGUUUGGAUGAGGUUGUCAAAUUAAUUACGGAUUACAAUAGCAGAGGACGUAAAGUGGCUGGUUUGAUAAUUGAACCAAUACAAGCAGAGGGCGGAGAUAACCAUGCAACUAAGUUCUUUUUUCAAAAAUUAAGGGAAAUCUGUGACCAGUUCAAGGUAGCUUUCAUAGUGGAUGAGGUACAGACUGGUUGUGCAGCAAGUGGUAAAUUCUGGGCCCAUGAACUAUGGGAGUUACCCUCACCACCGGAUAUUGUAUGUUUUAGUAAGAAGAUGUUGACUGGUGGUUAUUACUUUAAAGAUGAAUUUAUUGUUCAAGGAGCACAUCGUAUUUUUAAUACCUGGAUGGGAGAUCCAAGUAAAAUAAUAUUGCUGGAGAAAGUUGUUGAAGUUAUUCAGAAUAAUGAUUUAGUACAGAAUGUUAAAGAAACUGGUGACUACCUUCUACACAAACUUGAAGGUUUACAGGAUAAAUGUCCUAGUAUGUUCAGUAAUGCCAGAGGUGCUGGCACGUUUUGUGCAAUUGAUGUCAGAGAUGGUGCCACUUUACUGGAGAUAGUAGAAAAAAUGAGGAAUAAAGGUGUUAAUGUCGGUUGUUGUGGAGUGAGAACUAUUCGAUUCAGACCAACACUGGUUUUCCAAAAACACCACGCUGAUAUUAUGUUUGAGACAUUUGAUGAAGUACUGGAAGAAAUGAAAAUGUGA
Messenger RNA from Saccoglossus kowalevskii, 1395 nucleotides. Its product is annotated as 4-aminobutyrate aminotransferase, mitochondrial-like. Gene Ontology annotation, cellular component: mitochondrion. Gene Ontology annotation, biological process: GABA catabolic process. Lineage: Eukaryota; Metazoa; Hemichordata; Enteropneusta; Harrimaniidae. The record is from RefSeq and is a predicted model, not a curated record. Gene Ontology annotation, molecular function: pyridoxal phosphate binding; 4-aminobutyrate:2-oxoglutarate transaminase activity.